AUGCGCAUCACCAAGGCCCAGUUCAAGGGAAUAGAUCAGUACAAGUACUCUUCCAUCGACAAGAGUGUCCUGUCCCGUACUGUUCUCGCGCCAUGGUGGAACUGGCUCGUCACCUGCUUCCCCAUGAACCUGGCCCCGAACGCGUCUGGCGCUUGUCGACCCGAUGCUGCCGGGAUGUACGUAGGGCAAGCUGACCCCCAGAUCACCCUUCUCGGUCUCUGCUUCGUGUUCGCCAACGUCCUCACCCUCCUCUGGUUCGACCCGACCUAUGAGGGCAAGGACCUGCCCACUUGGGUGUACUUUAGCUUUGCGUUCGGCCUCUUUGCCUACCAGAGUAUGGACGCGAUUGACGGCAAGCAGGCGCGCCGCCUGGGUAUGGGCUCUGCGCUCGGCGAGAUGUUCGACCACGGCUGUGAUGCGAUCAACACGUCUCUCGAGGUCGUGCUGGCCUGUCACGCUCUCGGCCUGAAUCGUUCCUGGUGGACUGUCGCGAGUGAGACGAUGACUCUUCUCAACUUCUACGCCUCGACCUGGGAGGAGUACCACACUGGUACGCUGUACCUGUCCGAGUUCUCGGGCCCGAUCGAGGGUAUCGUCAUCAUCGUGCUCAUCUACCUCGUCACGGCUAUCCACCCGCUGCACCAGCACUUCUGGCAGCAGCCCGUCGUCAGCCUGCUCCCGCACGCUGUCACGACUCUCACCGAGAACCUCGACAAGGCCCUGGGUCUCAGCGGCACGUACUCGUUCAGCCAGAUCCCGCUGAACAUUACGUUCAUGAUCUUUGGCGCGUUUGGCACCGGCGCCAACAUUCUGAACGCGUACUACAACGUGAUCGCGGCGCGUCUCAAGGAGAAGAAGUCGGCGCUGACGCCUCUGCUCGGCCUCCUGCCUUUUGGCGUGCACACGGCGAUCCUCGUCUUCUGGCUUCAAGCCGAGGUGCGCGGCGGCGUGUCGAUCGUGCACGACGGCCGUCUCCUCCCCUUCCUCGGGUACUGGGGCAUGGCGGCCGCGUACCAGGUCUCGCAGCUGAUCCUCGCGCACGUCACCAAGUCGCCCUUCCCGUUCUGGAACGGCAUGAUGGUCUACUCGCUCUUUGGCGCCAUUGACGCCAACGCGCAGUGGCUCUUUGGCCGCCAGCCCCUCGUGCAGAACUCGCCCACGGCCGCAAACGUCUUCAUCUGCAUGUCCUUCUUUGUCGCCCUCUUCAACUACUUCCGCUUUGCGCGCGAGAUCAUCUGGCAGAUCUGCGAGUACACGGGCAUCGCGUGCUUCACUGUCCGCAAGAAGGACGCGAACGGGCAGUGGGUCGAGGCCGGAGAGGAGAUCAAGAAGCUCCAGUAG
Molecule: messenger RNA, 1341 nt
Organism: Trichosporon asahii var. asahii CBS 2479
Lineage: Eukaryota; Fungi; Basidiomycota; Tremellomycetes; Trichosporonales; Trichosporonaceae
Product: diacylglycerol cholinephosphotransferase
Exons: 3
Coding region: 1-1341 (446 amino acids)
Biological process (GO): phospholipid biosynthetic process
Cellular component (GO): membrane
Molecular function (GO): phosphotransferase activity, for other substituted phosphate groups
Source: RefSeq, a predicted model, not a curated record